GGGUUAACGCCUUAGAGUUCUAAACACUUGGAGGCACUGGCUCUGCAGAUGGGCGGCGUUACUAAAGAACAGUCUCCGGCAUAGAGAGCGCAGCACGGGGGUGCAGGGGAAGCGGGUUAUUGGGGAAGAGACCCGUAUCUGUCACAGUCUAGACCCGAUAUUAAACCGAGACGGUCCCGGUAACAGGGGGAUCCAGUGGAGUCAGUGACCGGUCUCUUGUGUUUAAAACAUUGCUACGCAGGGCAGCCGGUGGGCGUGGCUUAUAUUGAGUUUGGCGCCGCUGUGACGUUCUCACAGGGAUUUGAGUGGCAUGGGAGAAAAUGGCGGCACGUGGAGCUUGGUGUGUGCCAUGCCUCGCUUCCCAGGAAACACUCCAGGAGAUGUGCAGGAAAGAAAAACUAAUCUGCAAAUGUAUUGGGAUAACCAAAAGGAAUCUAAACCGUUAUGAAGUGGAGUAUCUAUGUGACUACAAAAUAAAAAAGGGUAAAGAAUAUUUCCUGGUGAAAUGGAAGGGAUGGCCGGAGUCCUGUAAUACGUGGGAACCCAAAGAUAACUUAAAAUGCUCUGCAAUUCUGAAGCAAUUUCACACAGAUCUCUAUAAGUACUUGUCUCGAGUUCAGUUUAAUAACAGAGGAGUGGUAAAAGACAGUAUUAAAUUUUUGGAUCCUACGGUUUCAGACUACAUAGUCAAAAAGGCUAAGCAGCGAAUUGCACUCAGACGCUGGGAAGAAGAGCUGAAAAGGAAAAAGAACCAUAAUGGAAUGAUUUAUGUGGAAAAUAUAGUGGAUUUAGAGGGCCCUCCUGUAGACUUCUACUACAUUAACGAUUACAAGGCGUCUCCAGGUGUUAUUACUUUGGGCGAAGCUAUUGUUGGUUGUGAAUGCACGGAUUGUUUUACAGGUAAAUGUUGUCCCACAGAAGCAGGGGUUGAGUUUGCCUAUAAUGAACAAAAACAACUUAAAAUCCCACCUGGAAGACCUAUUUAUGAAUGCAACUCAAGAUGCAAAUGUGGCCCAGAUUGUCCUAAUCGGGUAGUGCAGAAAGGUCCACCGUACUCUUUAUGCAUCUUUAGGACACACAAUGGUCGUGGAUGGGGAGUGCAGACACUCCAGAAGAUCAAGAAGAACAGCUUUGUGAUGGAAUAUGUUGGUGAAGUAAUAACAAGUGAGGAAGCUGAGAGAAGGGGUCAGCAGUAUGACAGCAGAGGAAUCACUUAUCUCUUUGAUCUGGACUAUGAGUCUGAUGAAUUCACUGUGGAUGCAGCCCGAUAUGGAAACAUCUCACAUUUUGUAAACCACAGUUGUGAUCCGAAUCUUCAAGUAUUCAAUGUUUUUAUUGAUAACUUAGAUGUGCGUCUUCCACGAAUUGCAUUGUUUUCAACUCGACACAUCCGAGCUGGAGAGGAGCUUACAUUUGAUUAUCAAAUGAAAGGUUACGGAGAUCUUAGUUCAGAUUCUAUUGACAUGAGCCCAGCCAGGAAGAGGGCCCGGACGGCUUGCAAGUGUGGUGCUGCCACUUGUCGAGGAUUCCUUAACUAAAUCAUGGUUUCUAUAUCUGUGCUCAGUGCAGUACAUAUUUUCCUAUGAUGUGAAAACAAAUUAUAUUUUUAUGGCUUUCCUUGUAUUAAAUGCAUAGAUUUGUGUGUUAUUUUUAUUCUACAAAAUAAAAUUUUAAUGCCUA
Pelobates fuscus (common spadefoot toad) is the source of this 1680-nucleotide messenger RNA. RefSeq names its product SUV39H2 histone lysine methyltransferase (gene SUV39H2). The coding region runs from base 321 to 1538 and encodes 405 amino acids. The transcript is spliced from 6 exons. Gene Ontology annotation, molecular function: zinc ion binding; histone H3K9 methyltransferase activity; protein binding. The record is from RefSeq and is a predicted model, not a curated record. Gene Ontology annotation, cellular component: nucleus. Lineage: Eukaryota; Metazoa; Chordata; Amphibia; Anura; Pelobatidae.